AUUCAACCUGUCUGUUUUUCAAAUGAGGAUUUAUUUGCCUUCUAACCUUAUCGAGUGGUGCGUGCCGUUGAAGCGACAUUCUUGCUAUGCGUUUCGUGGACAUUGUCAAGGAGUAUCUGUUCAACUCGACUAUUCAUGGAGUCAAGUUCAUAGCCGAUGAGUCGUACCAUGCAGCCGAGAGAAUCUUCUGGAUCAUCUGCGUCAUCGUGUCCUGGUUCGGGUCGGCACUGCUAAUAAACGCCUCGCUGGAAGCCUUCCGCACCAGUGCCAUCUCGUUCGUGGUGGAAACGAACUACCGCGAUUGGAAUACCAAAUUUCCGGCGAUCGUCGUGUGCGAAAUGCGCAACAUGGAGCGCAUCCAAAUGGUGGCUGACGAGUUAUGGGGCGAAGAUCACGAUUUCGCGAUGGAGGAAGUUCUUAAUGAGAUUGGAUACUUCCGAGGCGAAUCGUACCACACGGUGAACGAGUGCAAUGGUGAUGAACCGGCGGAAAAUUGCUUCUAUUCGAACUUUUCGGACUAUGCCCGGUUGGUGCGGAGUUCUUGUGAGGCGACUUUGGAGGAAUGCUACUGGAAUGACGUGCCGUUCGAUUGUUGCAAAUACUUUCAACCCAUGGAGACGGAACUGGGUCUGUGCUAUGCGGUCAAUUCCGUGCAAACGAGUGCCGAGAAUCCACUGAAAAUAGAUAUGAUUUCGAACAAGUACACUGGUCCAGGGAAAUUGAAGAUCACGGUGCUGACAGAGGCGUACGUUUACACGUUGGGGGAAGAGGACGUCCCUAAUUUGAUAACGCCCAAGUCGGAGGUUCUUCUGAUUGAUUAUUACAUUGCUUACAAGCGUCAAAUUUCCGUCAAAGACAUCGAAAACGACCCGGAAACGAAACAGGUCAGCGUUGAGCAACGCAAAUGCCGCUACCCGGACGAGAACAUCUUGGACGUCCACGCCUAUUACAGCUACAGUGCCUGUUCGGUGCAGUGCAGGAAGGAUAAACAGUUGCAAAUCUGCAAUUGCACCAGUCACCUAAUGCCGAACACAGAUCCCGCCCUCAAGUGCAACAUGACCGGGUUGGUGUGCUUGAAUGCCCACUACGAGGAGUUGACCAUCGUCAUCCCCAAGUGGUCCACCGGGAAGCAGGGGGUCGUCUGCGACUGUUUGCCCUCCUGCACCGAGGUGGACAUCGCCAUCGUACACGAUUCGCGUGAAAGUAUCUACUACCCGGAAAAUCGCUACUCGACCAUCGAGAUCGAACUGCCCGCGCUGCCGACGGAACGCUACAAGCGCAAUGUGGUACGGGGACGGCUCGACCUGGUGGUAUCGGUCGGAGGCACCACGGGACUGUUCGUCGGAGCAAGUUUGCUUUCGUUCGUCGAGAUUGUGUACUAUUUCACGAUCCGUCCCUACGGGACGGUUUUCAUGAGGAAGCAUCGUGGCAAUCAGAGAACUCGUUAGGAGUGCGAUAUUGGAUGUUACAAAGUUGUGGUUUUGUAUUUAUGUAGUGUCUCAUUGAGUAAAAUAUCAUACCUAUUCAACGAGCUAAUUCACGGCUCACAUGAAAUAGAGUUGAUGUGAAGGCAAUCGAAGCAAAGUUCUAAUAUUUGAUGUCACCACAAUAACCAUGUCCUUAUACGAUUGACUCAUACCAUUAGCAUUGACAUUACAAUUAAGUUACCAACACAAGUCCAUUGCAUAAGGAUAGCCUCCUUUUCGUUUGUUACCUAAGGCAAACAUUUAUUACUUAU
Messenger RNA from Aedes aegypti (yellow fever mosquito), 1738 nucleotides. RefSeq names its product sodium channel protein Nach. Gene Ontology annotation, cellular component: membrane. The transcript is spliced from 6 exons. Gene Ontology annotation, biological process: sodium ion transmembrane transport. Gene Ontology annotation, molecular function: ligand-gated sodium channel activity. The record is from RefSeq and is a predicted model, not a curated record. Lineage: Eukaryota; Metazoa; Arthropoda; Insecta; Diptera; Culicidae. Bases 87 to 1448 code for a protein of 453 amino acids.